Molecule: messenger RNA, 948 nt
Organism: Hepatospora eriocheir
Lineage: Eukaryota; Fungi; Microsporidia; Hepatosporidae
Source: the annotation of a GenBank genome assembly
AUGAGCAAAGAAUUUUCAAAUAGUGAUGAUAGUUUAGAAGAAUUAGACUUAUCAGAAGAUGAAUAUAAUAAUAAUUUAUACAACUUCUUAGUGAAUAUUAAUUUAGAUUGGCCUUCUCAAACUGUUGUUUAUAAAGAGAAUAAAAUUUAUGUUGGUUUAAAUCCUGAUGUUGAACAUUCUAAUGAAGCUUGUAUACAAGAAAUUACUUUUGAAGAUAAUUCUAUUGGUAAGAUUAUUAAUGUUAAAUCAACUGUAGUGUCAGAACCUAUUAAUAGAAUUAGAUUGAAUGAUGAGUAUAUUUACGCAGUUUCUGAUAAUAAGCUUAUGAUUUUUAAUUUUGAUCUAAAGCUAAUUAAGGAAAUUUCUAAUCAAUAUUCAUAUGGAUUAUUUGUUGAUAAUGAAUACCAAUACGUGGGUACUAAAAAUGGAAUGAUUGAUGUAUAUAAAGGUCUUGAACUAAUAAAAAGUUUAACAAUUCAUGAAGAUAAAAUUGAAUCAAUCGUUGUUAAUGAAUACUUGUAUACAGCGUCAUGUGAUAAAACAGUUAAAAUUAGUACUCUUGAGGGUGAAAAUUUAAAAACUUUUACUAAUGAUUGUGAUGUUAAUACAAUCAGUGUUUGGGAUAAUAAAAUUGUAUUUGGUGAUGAUAAGGGGGUUAUUACAAUUGUAAAUGGUGAUAAUAAAGAACAAAUAAAAGGUAGUGAGUGUCCAAUUGAAACUAUUAAAUUUAUAGAUGAUGGGGUUUUUGUUAGUGGAAAUGAAAAAAAAGUUUGUUUUUGGGAUUUAAAUCUAUUAAAUGAUUCAAGAAUGACUAAAUAUCUAUUGUUUGUUCAUUCUAGUGAAAGUUUUUAUAAAGAUAUUGCUUUAAUAGAAGAAAAUAAAAUUGCUAUAUCUUCUAAUAAUGGUAUUAUAAUAUGUUCACCAAUUUCUCUAUCUAAGAUUGAUUAA